GACUGGGUAAAUCAUUACUUGUUAUGACGAGAUGAUGAGUUCUUUAUUAAUGUCAUCAUGCGAGAUUUUUAAAUGAUGGAUUUAUACUAUAUUAGGUGGAUCCCGCAUUGUCGCAUCACAACUAAUAUUUACAGAUAUUUGUAUUUUAAUAUUGAGAAUUUGAUAUGAAAUACAUUAAAUGUAUACAUUGAAUAUUACACAUAAAGACAUUGUAGGCUACCUUAUAGAGUUUUAUACCACAGUUGGAAAGGAAAAAUGCUGAGUCAGGAUGACGCAAGAGCACACUUUUUCUUUCCGUGCUUGCAGCAUGGAAAUCCGACCCUGUUUCCUAAUCAACGCUGUUAAGGGCGUGGAAGACACCGAGAGCAAAAUAUCUUUCACCUGCCGCUUUCAAGAACAAAAACUUUUCUUCUUUGAACUUUUCCGUCAUGCUGGCCUGGCGUCAUCAUCUUGUUCCUUUUCCUCUUCAUCAGCGUCUUUGCUGUCGUUGUUGACCUGGCAUCCAGUCAAAUCACCUGUUCAAACAUUCCGCGUGUGCUUUUCGUUGUCUUCCCAUGAAUGGAAGUUUCGACACAGCCAAGCGGUGCCAGUGGGGAUGAUGUUGUCAAUUUCUGCCAUGUUUCCAAAUGAUUUUCAAUCAAUGCCGAAAUAUUCCGUAUUAUAUAUAUAAACAAAAUGGGAGAAUAUUUCAUUGGAAUAGUCGUCCUGAUAUUGGUAUCGAGCUAAUAACGGACUUAUUUUAAGUUAUCAGGUAGUCGUGAAAGAUGCCGAUACACGCCAUCGAUACUUAAGGCGAAACCAAAAUCUGCCAUCCUUGUCAGUCUUCCUUGCCAGUAGUUGGCGCCACACCGAAAAGGGUAAAAGGCGUGCAAGAAAGAAUCAUCUGCCAUUGUGUUCAUUGAAAUGUUAUAUUUGGGCCAGAUUGCACGAGACCAAGCAAAUCCUGGUUGCCAGUAAGAUGACGUGGCUGUGUUGAUUUCUUCUCUGCUUGUAAUCCCGCUGACUCACAAAUUACCGCCACACGAGUGGGCGUGUGGUGCGAUGACAUCAUCCGUCAUCAUACUGUUAUCUCGCACCCCCCCCCCCAAACGUGCCGCACGCGCUAGCGGCGGAUUCCUGCAUUAUUGAGCGUGGCGUAGGCUGCCACCCGAUUGGCUGGGAGCAGCCUGUGCUGCUUGGCGGAGGGGAGGAUGGGGAAGACGGGGAAGGGGGGUCAAUCCCUCAUUAGGCUUUCUGGAUGAUACCAGCUGAGCUCACUGGGACUCAAGACUGUGGUGAGGUCAUCUCACCUGAGCACACAAACAGUAUUGCUAUGUUAGCAGCCAAGCGUAGCCGUAGUCAUGUGAUUGCGCCAUUACCCAAUCCCGUGCCGGAUGACGUCAUGCCUUUUUGCAUCACGCCAUAUUCUCGGCUCUUGAUGGUUUUUUUAUGGCCCCGUGCCAAAAGGAGGGCACAUAAAGUGUACGAGUGUGUUUGUGCACGUGCGUGUGUGUGUACACAUCAUGUAAAUAUACCCCCCCACACACACACGGAGGCAGAAGAAUGUGUGACGCCACGCCGGUCCAGUCUGGGAAUCCUGGCCGGAAUGUUUUCUUAUUGACCUUUCUGUGAUGAAACCGACCCAAACACUUGCCCCCUCCCCAAUUGCGAGGAAUCUGACCUUUUGUUUGCCUUUAUAUUUAGUUCUGCUCUUUGUAUACCCAAAACAAAAAACCCAAAUUGGAAUUUCCAAUCUGUGUGCAAUUCCCGAACCUAAAAAAAAAAAACCCAAGAGUAUUUAAUUAGUCAAUUAAAACCAACCUCAUUUCAAGACGUGUGGAGUGACAAGCAUCUUGCGACCUUAUUUGGUCUCGUAUUCAAAUUGAAAACUUGAUAGGUGGCGUCACUUAAAUGUUGGAGGCCAACUGAGGUCUCCCAACCCGUCCGUCUACAUUCCCGAGUAAUCGUCGUCAUCUGUUUUAGUGAGAAAUGUCAGGAAUUGUCAGUCAGGUCACAUGAUGCCAACACAAUACCUCACUGUGCCAUUUGAUUCUAAUCCUUAUUAUUAUUAUCAUUUUGAUAUUUUAUUAUAAGGAGUAAUAUCAAUUAAUUUAUUAAUUAAUUUAUUUAUUUAUUUUUUUAUUUAUUUGAAUAGGGCCAAAGCAGAUGAGUUCAUGUCAUCGGAAGCUGUUCAAACAAACGUUAUCCUUCUCGUUUGUUCUCUCGCUCGCUCUCUCUCUCUAUUCUGACUGUUGGCACGGGGAGGUGGAAGGAAGGAAGGAAGAGCCCGGUGCCGUGAAGCUUGAUUUCCCGGAUUGGCCGUAAGGAGGAAGAUGCGGGAUUGUUAGGAGCAUGGGUGGGGGGGGAUGCAGCGGAAGAUCCGCCGCUUCCCGGAAGAGGUGGCGUCACCGGCGCAUGACAUCACCUCUCGGAUGUGCCCAUGAAAUAAUAACGCCGGUGGGCUACAAUAAAUUUGAUUUAUUGAGGCUCAUUUAAAAACACAUUUGACGUCAUUUUUGAUUGAGCAAAUAAAAAUCACAUUUAUGUUGACAUUUGGGUGUAUUUAUAUAAAACGCGACUCCCUUGUCACCUCCAUCCCGUAAAGUGACUGAUGUCACUUCUUCGUCUUGUCGUUCGAUCAUAAUUAAGAAGUGAUGGCAGAAAGCUUUCGCUUUUUCUUCCCCCAAACUCCCUGGGACGAAACGAGCGCGGUGUCAUAAGGAAAGCGAAAGCAGUUCAAAGUUCACCAAAGCUCUCAGCGAGCGCGUUUCCAUAACGACUAGUUUUGCUUAUUUGUUUGAAUGACGUGACAACGCAGGAUUUGCCCUUUGACCUUUCUCAUCGUUAGUCACUCUACCCAAAUUCCCAACUGCUAUUCAAGCGGUCCCGUCGGCUAGUUUUAAAAUCUCUUGACUUCUUUUAAAGUAUUGGAUACUCGUGAAAGCUGCCAAUCCCGGUCACCGAUACUUUUGGCAAAACAAAUUGACAUAAAGUCCUCCUUGGCAGUAGUUGGCGCUAUACAGGUGGACAGCGACUCACCAUCUUUGCCCAUUUUCUCUUGUCAUUAUGUCAAACGGGUUUUUAAGUUCUAGAAGUUUCCGCACAUGGUGUCAGUGAGUCGAAUCUGAAAAAAUAUUUGCCUAAUUGUGUAUGUGUGUAUCUAAGUGAUGUAAAUGUGUGACGUAUGUGUGACAGUGCAGCUAAAUGAAGACGUCGUACAUCAGUUUGUAUUAUUAGCACGCACGCACGCACGGUUUGUCGGCUUCUAAUAAUAAGGCGCCCGACAAAAAGUGGAGUCACUCUCGUGUCACUUUCUUUUCCUGAUGCAAGCGCUUGAUGCCGGUGGAAUGUUGGCAGGCCAAGGAGCAGCUGAGCCCGGCAGGCAGGCAGGCAGGGAAACACCCGCCCGGCCGGCCGCACUACGCACACACAAGAGCAAAACGGCACCAGAGGAAUUCAACAAAUAAACAAAAGCGGACGGAAAGAAAAACACCCCGACACGCCUUCCCGAUCUUCUCGGACAGAUUUUUUUAUCAUAUUUUAAUUUGGGUGGACUUUGCAGUCCAAAUAUGACCCGAAGAGAAAAACAAUCGACCACAGUAAUGUUUAUAAUAUAAGGUAAGUCAUUUUACAAAAGGAGAAACUGAAUAAAGCGUCAAUAAUAAUGUUCAAAUGCUGUCAUUUAAUAAGUUUUGUCAUAUUUCAAGACGAAAGUUCUUUCAGCUGCGAUCUGAAAGAAAAAGUCGCUCUUGAGCGGAUUGCAUCAUGACGCAGCGGUUUUGACGUCACGAAGCCCCGCCCCCUGAGGAGCGCCCGGGUGGAUAUAAGCGUGACGCAACCCGGAUCGGCUCAACACUCGAGCGCACUAGCCGGCGACUCUUCUCACCAACUUCGCUCUUAACGCACGCUCAUGCUGCAGAACUCGCGUCCGACGCUGGCCGAUGUCAGCUGUUCGGCGUCGGUCCCGCGCCCGUCGCCGGUCCCGCGUCUGUCCCCGCCGGGCUCGCUCUCCUUGGACGACCUAAGUCACUUGACGACCGGCGCCGAGCGCCAGUCCGGUCUGGCCGCACUCGCCGACGGCAGCUCGGACGGCGCCAGCUCCUGCUCGGAUUUCAGCACCGGGGGGAAGUCGCAGCGGUCGCAGACCGAGGCAGACAGGAGGAAACGAAGGCGAGAGAACAACAAGGCCGCCGCUGCCAAAUGCCGCAAAAAGAAGAAGGACAGGACGGAAUAUUUGCUGCUGGAGUCUGAGAAGCUGGAGAGCGUCAACGUCAGCCUGAAAGCUCAGAUCAAAGCUCUGAACCAACAGAAGCAGCACCUGUCCCACAUGCUCAACCAGCACCGUCCCACCUGCAUCGUCCGCGCCCACAACGGGUGCACCCCAGACCAGGAAACGGCCGACCUCUUCAUGCGCCACCUCCAGGAGAGCCCAACCACCUCCCUCUUUACCAUCCAGGACGCCGCCGGCUCCCUGUUUGCCAGCACCCAGGAACUGGACGCCGGCAACCUCCUCAGCCUGGACCACGUCCAGUGUUCGGUCUCCAUGUGACCAGACCCUGCAAAAUACUUGUAUGUGAAUAUUCAGCUUUAAACGACAGGCCCUGCAGUCCAUUGUCUCCUUGGCCACAAGAUGAGGGACCUGUGGAACGUUUACCAUUUGGAAUAUUUCCAAAAUUCUCCUGUCUAGCCCCACAAGAACACGGAAAUGUUUUGUGAGAGGUCCUCAGUGCUGCUAAGGGGCGCAGAGGACGGCAGACCCCUCAUCCCACGAACCCGAGCUGCUGACUGGACAAAGUGGCCUGCAUGGAAAAGUGGACUUAUCGUUCUUUUCCCGUCCGAGGCCAAGCUGGAGCACUUUUGUUUUUUGUGCCAUGUCCACUAGAUAGCACUGUGACUGUUGCACCACUACUUGCUGCUCAGCGAUGCACAAACAAGCUGAGUGAGAAAAGUCAUUGUUUUAAAUUAUUGUGUAUUUAUUUCAAGACAGACGGUUAACUGUCAAAAUGCUGCUAAUUGCCCAUGUUGUAAUCACUCAGGACCUUACAAGUUGCGUUCCGAGUGAGUCGUAAUGAUUCCCGACAGCAUAAAACUCGACAGCUACCGAUAUCGACAAAAAAAUGUCUUUGUUUGUACGAUAUGUCUCCAUUUGUAAAACACUGUUUCAUGCGUGUGUGUGUGUGUGCGUGUGUGGCAAAGCUACUCAAAUGUUAUUUUAUAUUUCUCCUUUUGUACUGUUUGGUCAUGUGACCAUGGGAGCUUUGAGCCAAAAUGUUCAACAUGUAGCCGGUCAAAGACUGGCAAGUUUUCUUUUUCACUUUGUUGAAUAAAACGUUGUUUGACAAACCACAAAAA
Syngnathus typhle (broad-nosed pipefish) is the source of this 5331-nucleotide messenger RNA. It is a transcript of the gene atf3, whose product is annotated as activating transcription factor 3. NCBI's taxonomy places the organism in Eukaryota, Metazoa, Chordata, Actinopteri, Syngnathiformes, Syngnathidae. The transcript has 4 exons. Gene Ontology annotation, biological process: regulation of transcription by RNA polymerase II. Gene Ontology annotation, cellular component: nucleus. The record is from RefSeq and is a predicted model, not a curated record. The coding region runs from base 3890 to 4528 and encodes 212 amino acids. Gene Ontology annotation, molecular function: RNA polymerase II cis-regulatory region sequence-specific DNA binding; DNA-binding transcription factor activity, RNA polymerase II-specific.